Phalaenopsis equestris is the source of this 4580-nucleotide messenger RNA. RefSeq lists its product as uncharacterized. The record is from RefSeq and is a predicted model, not a curated record. NCBI's taxonomy places the organism in Eukaryota, Viridiplantae, Streptophyta, Magnoliopsida, Asparagales, Orchidaceae.
CUUAGACCCGACCGCUUCGCAGCGCCGCACCAUUCUACCCUAAGCCUCUAUAUAUCAGAUCAUAUCUCGGGAAGCUGCAGACGAGCGCUCGACUGAAACCUUUCUACCUUUCGCGAUUUUCCCGUAUCUUCAUCUGCUCCCUCACUCUUUCGACCGCGAAACAUCAUCUAGCAGCGAUGACUGGCGACCCUCUUUCUGAUAACCUCCGUACGAUCUUUGUCGAUAGUAAUAUCGACACGCAUCUUGCGUUGGUUGUCUCCCCCUACGACACCAUUGCCGCCAUUAAAGCAAAAAUAUCAGCUGAGCAUGCUUUUUGCUUCCAGGAUAUCGGUGAAAUCUCCAUUCAGUCAAUAAAGGUGUCGCGCCGAGGUUUCUUGUACAACUUAGCAGAUUCUAUGUAUGUCUUGAAUGCUUUUGAAGGAGUCCAGCGGAGUUGGUUUGUCCGUAUUGAUGCUGUCCCCAGGUGCACUGUCAAGGAUCAGAAGGAACUUCCCAACAAAGUCACAGAUGAGAACCUGAAGCAUCAUGAUUAUGCAGUUCCUGCCUGCAAUGUGGAUAAGCAUCAGGAGGUUGUUUUUUGUGGGUUAUCUUCUAAAAAUUCUGGCUCUGAUGGGCAAGAAAAUCAUACUCCAAACACAGACCGUGAAUUUAGGCCAACUAUGUUGACCGAUCAAGAUAAGGAUGACAAAAGAGAAGAUAAUUGCAGUAAUCUUGGCAAGGAAUCUUGCACUCAUAAAACAAUAUCGUCAAAAAGAAGUAAGUCAUCACAACAGGAUAAAUUAAUUGAAAGCCAAUCAGAGCACUAUCUUGUAAAGAAAAAAAGGGGUAAGAAGCUAAAGUUGCAUGAAGAGCUUCUUGAAGACAUCAAAUUCAGAGGCAGUGAAGACAUUAAUGAAUCUAAUAAAUCAUCAAUGAUUCCUCAAGAAAUUAAUUGUGAUGGAGAAAAGGGAGUUCUUGCUAUUUCUUCAGAAGGAUUGCCAAGUAAAUUACCUCAUGAAAAUAUCAAAUCCCUUCAACUUCCCCCAGUUAAAAAGCAUUCUAAGAAAAGGAAAUCUAAGUCUUCCAAAUCUUAUGAAGAAAUUGGUGAAGAGCAUCUUGAAGAUUGCAGGAGAGGGAGCAAAUUUAGUGGUAGUGAAGACAUUAAUGAAUCUAAUAAAUCAGCAAUUGUUUUUCAAGAAAUUAGUUGUGAUGGAGAAAAGGAAAUUCUUGCUAUUUCUUCAGAAGGCUUGCUAAGUAAAUUAUCUCAUGAUAAUAUCAAAUCUCUUCAAGAUCCUCCAGUGAAAAAGCAUUCUAAGAGAAGGAAAUGUAAGUCUUAUGAAGUGGCUCAAGUUGAUAUGUCAUUUGACACUGCAGCUGUCAGAUCACCUCAAGUAACAGUAAAUCCACAGGAUUCAGGAAAAGAGGCCAAUGCUUCUAUCUUCUCAGGAAAAUGUUCAACUGGACCAAAUAGCAGGGAACCAUUGGCUAAUGAUCAGAGAGUUAUGAGCGCAACACAUGAUAUUGCAAGUUUUCUGAAAGUUCCCAACCAGAAAGAAACCAGGCAUUCUAUGGAAGUAAAUAAAGUACCUAUUGAAGAGCAGAUUAUUCAAGUCAAUCCUGAAGAUCAAAGAGAAGAGCAUGCGUCAAGUAAACAUACCAAUGUUGUUGCCUCACUUAAAGAAUCUGCAGGAGCGAAAGUUAUUUCGCAAGUAGUUUCGAAAUUUCCAACUAAGUUAUACUGCAACGCAGAAGGAUUACCAAGUAAAUUACCCCAUGAGAACAUCGUAUCUUUUCAAAAUCCCCUAGUUGAGAAGCAUGCUAAGAAGAGGAAAAGGAAGUCAUCCAAACCUCAUGAGGAGGCUCAUCUUGUUAUGCCAAAUGUUGUUAGAUCGGAUUCAGGGAAAGAGACCAAUGCUUCUAUCUUCUCAGGAAAACAUUCCGCGGAACAAAGUAUUGAGGAAUCAUUGGCAAAUGAUGAAAAAGAUAUAUGGGCAUGUACAAGCCUUUUGAAAGUUGCCAAUACGAAGGAGAGCAUACAUUCUAUGGAAAUAAAUAAAGAACCUAUUGAAGAACGCAGUACUCAAGUCAAUCCUGAAGGUCAAAGCGAAAAGCAUGUGAGUUCAGAUCAAGAUGCCAAUGUUGAUGUCAGUCUUAAAGAACCUGCAGAGGUUAGAGUUUCUUCACAAGCAGCUUCUGAAUCUCCAACUAAGUUAAACUGCAGCAUCGAUAAGUUGAAGAGUCAAUCAAGCAAAAUUUUAGAACCCAAGGAAGCAUAUUAUCAGGAAAGCAGGAGUUCUGAUGCUACCAAGUGUAUCAGAGAUUUGCAUUUGGGAGAAACUGCUGCAUCUGCUGAAGGGUUCCCUUACCAAGAGCAAGCCACCAAUGGAGUUUCCAAUCUGAAAGGAGCCAAUGAAGCCUGCUUUUUGGCAAAAGUUGAUUCUAAAGAGCGAAGCAAGUCAUGGCGUAGCAGGAAAAAAUCAAAAGCUGGGUCAUCUGGAGUUUUUGAGUCUACACAACUAGAUGGAAAUAAAGAUGAAUUCAAUUUUGAUAAUGCUCAGAUGUCCUUGAAUGAAUUUCAGAAUGAGUCCAAUGCUGGAAAACAUAUAAAACGAGCUGAUCAGAAAGCCAAUGGUGGCCUUAUUGUAGAUGCUAUGAUUAAAAUGUCCUCGCCCUCCAAGAAGGUUCCCAAACAAGAUGAAGUAUCUAACAUGAAUUCAGGUAAUCCUCCAAUUUGCAUGCCUAAUAAUUUAAAUGAAGUAUCCAAAGCAUUUGAUGAACAAGCUGCAGAGAUCAGAGUUCCUUCACAGGCAUCUUCUGAAGCUCAAGCUAAACCGGCCCGUAGCAGGAAAAAGUCCAAGAGUGAACCAUCUAAACUUGGGUCUGAAGAAAAUUGUGCUGUCUUGUCAAAAUUCAAUGGCGAGGCAACUGAAUCCAAUGAAGAAAGAGCGUUUGAACCAUCUAAAUAUGCAAGUGAGUGCAAUCAGAAAACUGAGCUGCAUUGCAUGGAUGCAAUGGUGCUGCAAGAUGACAAUGAGCGAUACAGAAUCAUUAUUGAAGGCCAUGUUACUCAGUAUGAAGCUCUGGCAGGUCCCACUAAAUCAAAGUGUGACAGGAAGAAGUCCAAAAAGGAAACAUUAAAAGCUCACGUUUCUUCAGAAAUGAUUGAACCUACGGGUUGUUGCAGACCAGAUGAAUUUUCCAUAAAAUUUGAUGAUUAUUUUGUUUCCAAGGAAGGUAAGCAUAGUCCAGCUGUUCACGCAGCAGUUCCUUCUUCUGGAAAAACUGAAUCUAGAAAAAAAAAGAAGAGCAGGAAAAAUGAUAUAAACCAACCUUAUCAGGAUUCUCCGAACUUAACUCAGCCUUCUUCGCAUAAACAGCAUACGGCUAUUAGCCAGCCUCUAGAAAAUGGUACACGUAAUGAUACAGGCAAUGUCAUACACGAUGCUGGAACUAAGGAUUCUGAGACUGGAAUUAUAGAUGAAGCUAAAAGCACAAAGCAAUCAACUAAGCAAAACUCAUCUUUGGGUAGAAUUGAAUCUGAUUCAUCUCUCCAUAAGGCUCAUGAUAAUCACAAGCUUGAGAAGAAGCUUCAGAAUUAUGAGCCUGAAUCACAUGUUCAGCUAUCAAAAUCAGGGGCUAUGGGGAAUAAAGAAGGGAAGAAAAUCACCCCAGAGGGGAAGGGAAAGACUCAAUCACUAGCACCCGAUCAUCACAUUGACAAUGUGGAUUCCAAAGACGGUAUACACUGCAAGGAACACAAUCCUUCAGCCAUUAGUAAUUCUAACGGAGAUGCUGUUGGCUCAAAUAUUUUUUAUGUUUCUGAAAGUGAAGCCGUGGCCACUGAGCUGACAUCAAGUGAUAGCACAGAGGACAAGCCGUAUCAGAAAAAGCGAUAUAGAGUUGUUAGAAAAAUUCCAAGCAGAAUUUCUAAGAAAAUAACAAAUAACUCUAAUGUUGAAAAAUCGCGGCUGGUGUCCUCAGGUAGGAUAUUUAGUGAUGCUUCAGUUACAAGCUCUGAGAGUGAAAAUGACCCUUACAAAAAGAAGGCUGCCAUUAAGACUACUUUAGAUGAUUCAUCCAUAUCUGGAGACUCAGAGAGUCCCCUUGAAGAAACCCAGACUAAGGCCAGUGCAUUGAAACUGUGGAAGGACACAAACUCCUUUGGUGCGGAGUCAGAUGAAGGUGUUGAAAUUAGUCAAGAAGCUGAUGGUAGAACCGAACUUUAUAAUAGAUCUGAUGCCACAACGCAGAAAAUGCCUCUCAGUUCUAUUCUCAAGAGCUCGAUCAGCUUCAGGAAGUCCAAGCUUACCGCUUCCCAGUCAGAGUUUCCUGACGCUGAAAACCAGCCGAUAGAUGGGGUUCUCGGGACAACCUGAAUUCGCCGCGCCAUGAGAACUUCCUACUCCCUACUAUAUAUAUAUAUAUAUAUAUAUAUGGAUGAGCAUGAGGUCAGCUGCAAUUUUGGAUUAUUAUAUCAAGGCAUUCAAGCUAAAUGGAUAUUAAUGAACAUUUUAUGAUCAUUUAGUUUACGUAUGUUUGUCACUGAUACGAUUAUUCAUGAGCACAUUUUUAAAUGAAUACUAAUUACCAGUUUUUGUAAG